AUGAUAAAAACGAUUUGCAUGGCGCUGCAGCACCCACCCACAUGGGACGAAUUAGCCAGCGCAUUAGAGUACGAUGAAACCGUUUCAAUAUCAAAAAUUGACUGCACACUCUACCGACCGAUCUGUUCACAAUUCGAGGUGAAAGGUUAUCCGACCCUGUUGUGGAUCGUUGAUGGAAAACGCGUCGAAAAGUCCACCGGCCAGCGAACGCUUGAUGACCUGAAAGCGUACGUGGAAAAGUCUGCUGGUAUUAUCGUCAAACGAGCUGCUGAACCAGAUGCCGCACAAGCACAAAUCAAAGUCGACGAAGCGGUGUUACAACUGACCACACAAAGUUUCGAUCAUGCCAUCGAAAAGGGUGUCACGUUCGUGAAAUUCUUCGCUCCAUGGUGCGGUCAUUGCAAACGAAUGGCACAAACAUGGGACGAGCUAGCUACCAAAUUUGUUGAUGUAGCCGAUGUUAAAAUAGCCAAAGUUGAUUGUACAUUAGCCGAAAGCAAAGAGGUCUGCUCCGAGCAGGAUAUAAAUGGUUUCCCAACACUGUACAUUUACAAAGAUGGCGAAAAAGUUAGUGAAUACAGUGGCAAUCGGUCAUUGGACGAUUUAUUUGAAUUUGUGAACAGGCAAAUCGGUUCGAAUCGCGAUGAAUUGUAAAAUAAAUGUAUAAACCGCGUGUGCUGUAUGCCUGUGUGUACAUUUUUUUAGAGGGUUAACCAACUGAACUGUACUUUAGUGCACUUGCCUGUCCGGAUUGCUCUAAAUUAUUUAACUAAAAUUUGAAAUUGUGUACCGUUUCGAGAUAUUCAUUGAAUUAAAUUUGCAGCACGAAAGUUGGUA
Bradysia coprophila is the source of this 837-nucleotide messenger RNA. RefSeq names its product thioredoxin domain-containing protein 5 homolog. The record is from RefSeq and is a predicted model, not a curated record. NCBI's taxonomy places the organism in Eukaryota, Metazoa, Arthropoda, Insecta, Diptera, Sciaridae.